Molecule: messenger RNA, 1278 nt
Organism: Thecamonas trahens ATCC 50062
Lineage: Eukaryota; Apusomonadida; Apusomonadidae
Product: enolase 1
Exons: 3
Coding region: 1-1278 (425 amino acids)
Biological process (GO): glycolytic process
Cellular component (GO): phosphopyruvate hydratase complex
Molecular function (GO): magnesium ion binding; phosphopyruvate hydratase activity
Source: RefSeq, a predicted model, not a curated record
AUGGCAGCUGGCAAGGCCAUGGGCGCGACGGCGAGUCGUUCGGCGUCUUCGGCUGUCAUUGCGUCGGCGGACAUCUAUACUUCGGAUGGAGUGCUUCAUCGUGCUGCUGUGCCUUCGGGUGCUUCGACGGGUGUGCAUGAGGCUCUGGAGCUGCGUGACGGUGGCUCGCGUUAUGCUGGCAAGGGCGUUCUCACCGCUGUGGCCAACGUCAAGGAUGUGGGAACUCAGCUGAUUGGUGCUGAUCCCGUUGAUCAGGCCAACAUUGACGAGGUGCUCAUAACUGCAGACGGAACUGAGAACAAGGGCAAGCUUGGUGCUAAUGCCAUCCUUGCUGUCUCCAUGGCUGCUGCAAAGGCUGGUGCCUGGGUCGCCCAGGUCCCGCUCUACGCUCAUCUGGCCAACCUUGCCGGCCGCUCCACCGAGGCCUACACCAUGCCUGUUCCGCUGCUCAACGUCAUCAACGGCGGCGAGCACGCUGGCAACGGUCUCGCCAUGCAGGAGUUCAUGCUCGUCCCGCGGUCGGCCGACUCGUUUGCCGACGCCCUCCGCAUGGGCGCCGAGGUCUACCACGUUCUCAAGGGCCUCAUCAAGGAGGCCUACGGGCCCGAUGGCGUGGCGGUCGGUGACGAGGGCGGCUUUGCGCCGGCCAUCGACAGCAACACGGCCGCGCUUGACCUCCUUGUCGCCGCCAUCGACAAGGCCGGCUACGCCGACUCGAUGGGCCUCGCCAUGGACGUUGCCGCCUCCGAGUUCUUUGACCCCGACGCCGGGACCUACGACCUCGGGUUCAAGACCCAGCCCAACGACGGCUCGCGAGUGCUCUCGGGCGGUCAGCUGAGCGACCUCUACGCCGAGUACGCCGCCAAGUAUCCCAUCGACGAUUUUGCCAACACCAAGGCGCUCACCGCCAAGCUCGGCGACUCGGUCCAGAUUGUUGGCGACGACUUGCUCGUCACCAACCCGGCCCGCAUCGCCACCGCCGUCGCAGACUCGGCAUGCAACGGCCUGCUUCUCAAGGUCAACCAGAUCGGUUCCGUUACCGAGGCCCUCGAGGCCGCUCGCGUCGCCCGCGAGGCCGGCUGGGGCGUUAUGGUCUCUCACCGCUCCGGCGAGACCGAGGACACCUUUAUUGCCGACCUCGCCGUCGGCCUCGGCUGCGGCCAGAUCAAGACCGGCGCUCCGGCACGCUCUGAGCGCCUCGCAAAGUACAACCAGCUUCUCCGUAUCGAGGAGGAGCUCGCCGCCGCCGCCGCCUACCCCGGCUGGACCCGCAACUAA